Messenger RNA from Aphanomyces astaci, 276 nucleotides. RefSeq lists its product as hypothetical. The record is from RefSeq and is a predicted model, not a curated record. NCBI's taxonomy places the organism in Eukaryota, Oomycota, Saprolegniomycetes, Saprolegniales, Verrucalvaceae. The coding region runs from base 1 to 276 and encodes 91 amino acids. The transcript has a single exon.
AUGAUCACCCCCGUCGCGAUGACCAUUCACGGUGUGACUACCAGGACCGGGGCGACGGCUAUGGGCGCGGUGUCGGGUAUGCUGGUGUUCCACGCAGACGAAAUCCUCUCUCCAAGCACGGUGCUCCUCGAAGUCGAAGCCGUGGUCGUGAUGGCAAAGAUCGCACUAGUAAUUGGCGUGACAGCGGCUAUGGUGACCGCAGCCGUCAAAUUACUUCGAUCCUGCAUGAAAAUUCUAGCACAUUCGAUGCCCAUGGCAGAACCUCUAAGGAUUUAA